UAGAUACUAAUCAUGGUCGGGGGCACCAUUAACGACGAGUUUGUUUCUCCAGUCCCACCAGCAAGGUUAUGGAGGGCAGGCUUUCGGGACGUACGUGUCUUGGUACCGAAGCUCAUGCCUGAAGUUAUAGUUAGCAUUGACAUUCUUGAAGGAGAUGGUGGUGUUGGCACAAUCAAGAAAUUCAACUUCACUGAAGUUAUCAAGGAUUACAGAUUUGUGACGGAUCGUGUGGAAGUGAUGGAUGAUGAGAAGCAUGUCCUCAAAUACGUGGUGAUUAAUGAAGGUGGGCACCUAGGCACAAAGAUAAACUCCAUGUCUUGUGAAUUCAAGAUCGACCCCUCAAGCGAUGGAGGCUGUGUAACCAAGUUGAAAAUCAUCUACGACUCGGAUGAAGAUGGCCCCACAGCUGAGGCGUGUGCUGCGGAGACUAAGGAAGGAGUUGUGGGGAUGGUGAAGGUAGUUUUUGCCUAUUUGCAGGCUAACCCUGAUGCUUAUGUGUAGUAGCUAGAAUGGAUGGGUGGGCCAUGCAUACUUUAUGAUAGACGGUGGAUGUUUCAAUUUGAUCUACGUUAUUGUUGCAUGAUGAUAAUAAAAUGGUUUGUCCGU
Magnolia sinica is the source of this 606-nucleotide messenger RNA. RefSeq names its product major allergen Pru ar 1-like. The transcript has 2 exons. Gene Ontology annotation, cellular component: nucleus; cytoplasm. Gene Ontology annotation, biological process: abscisic acid-activated signaling pathway; defense response. Gene Ontology annotation, molecular function: signaling receptor activity; abscisic acid binding; protein phosphatase inhibitor activity. NCBI's taxonomy places the organism in Eukaryota, Viridiplantae, Streptophyta, Magnoliopsida, Magnoliales, Magnoliaceae. Bases 13 to 501 code for a protein of 162 amino acids. The record is from RefSeq and is a predicted model, not a curated record.